AUGGCCGAAAAUUUGGGCCAAGAUGCACUUGAUAUACCCCAUAGGAUUGUUAAUGUCAAGGACUUUAGCCGUAGUCACGAUCCAUACAUCCGUGCGCUUCCCCACUUUACCAACUCAAGAACCUCAAAUUUCCGCGUCGCGUUCGCAAAGGCAUUUGCUCGUUGCGUCCAUUCAUUUCACUGUCUCUUUCCGACCCUGCCGCAUAUGCACCUGGUGUCGCGACACCGAUUCCCGCUGAUGCAUAUGAUGCCCACCGACACCGUUGUCGAAUACCUCCUUGGCGCGCCUAAGAUUGUACGGGAGGCGCAGCCGAUGCAUUGGACUUUCUUGGAUGGACCUCAAGAUGGGACUGUCAUGCUCACCUGGCAGCCCCUGAACCAUUUAGGAACGAACUUCGCCAGUGAUGGUUACGUGUGGGCCGAUGUCGAACAGGCCUUCACCUUCGAAGCUCGCGGCUACGUAGGUAGACCCGAUCUCUAA
Messenger RNA from Aspergillus oryzae RIB40, 480 nucleotides. RefSeq lists its product as uncharacterized. Gene Ontology annotation, biological process: chromatin remodeling. Lineage: Eukaryota; Fungi; Ascomycota; Eurotiomycetes; Eurotiales; Aspergillaceae. The coding region runs from base 1 to 480 and encodes 159 amino acids. The record is from RefSeq and is a predicted model, not a curated record. The transcript is spliced from 3 exons.